UUUUAGGAUGUCACGCAACACUCCCUCCCUACACCGAGGGAAACUUUCUGUUGGGGUGCGCCUUGCGUGACAUCUCAAAAAUCAUAGUGUUGAUUGGUCAGCCGGUCCUCAAAAGUCGCUCUAUGCUAUGAUUGGUGAAAAUGUCACUAGGGGGUUCUAGGCGCAUUAACAGUGCCCCGCUCUCUUUCACAUUUGUUACUUGAUCUUUGAACUACCUCACCUGAAUUUCUGCAUUGUGGACUACAAAGGAGACGUUUCGUAAAUUUUCCAGUUCUUAAGCUCCUUAUUGAGCGAAUUUUCGUUUGAAAUGGCAGAAGAGAUUCCAAAUACUGAAAGGGUAUUUUUCGUCUCGAUUUCUAGCCAUUUACUGUUUGCAUUGUGCUUUAUGGUCCUCACGUCUUGAUCUGUUUUGUAGGUGGAGAAAGUUGGCGACUUGACCGUGUAUGUUGUGGUACGUUUGCUUUUUGCCUGAUAUAAUUGCGUUUUUAACGCUUAUUUAAGUCUGAACGCAUCGCAUAGGCUGUUUAUACUCGCGAUCGGGAGCAGUGCGUUAUUAUUUUUAAAUGAUAAUUUAAGUAUACAUGUAGUUUCAAUUCUCCUCUGCUAAUAAAUUGAGGUCAAGCUUACGUACAGUUGUUUGAUUCUUAGGGCGAAGAUUCCAAGGAUAAAAAAGACGAGAAGGAAAACAUCAAAAAGAAGGAGGUCAUGAUAACAUUUCAUGAUGUUGGAAUGAACCGUAAGUCCUGUUACGUGGAAGAAAUGUCCAUAAUGUGUGUCAUGCUUUGCUUUGAUGAACAGCACAAUGGAAAGAAGGCCACCUUGCUCGUAAUAUGCGUUGUUGUUAUCGCUCCCGAAGCAAAAUGUUUUGGGACUACUGUUGGUGAUAGUCGAGCACCGCUUUUUUGGAUUUUAAACGUAAUCGUAAGGUAUCGAGAUUUAAAUGUACUUCUAAAGGUGUUGUAUCGUGGAAGGGGCAUGGCGAGGCAACUAGGUGUUUAUCAUCUUUCCUCUGGUUUGUGGCUCUUCAGCAGACUUGACUUUCCUGGUAUUUAGCAUGCAUAGAUCAGUGGAUGGUCUGAUUUUGAGCCCAUGGGCUUUCCUACCCUUUUUAUGGCAAGGACUUAAUGUAAAAUUGUCAUGCCGUUAUGUUCUUGGUAAACGUCAAUUUCCAUAAAUGGAGGUGUGUUGGAAGGUGUGUUGAAAGCACAGGCUCUUCUUAAUAAACGGAUUUAACACUAGUCAUGUAGAUAUUGUGCUUAAACCCAGGAUAGAAAUGCUUUUGAUGGUGAAAACGUCUACUUGUAUUGGAAUCAUGCAUGAAGUGUUUUCUUUAAAGUAUACUUUUGUCUCACGUCAAAAAAAUUGUCAUAGAGUAGUGGGCUCAGACACAAAACUAAAAUUUUGCACAAUAUUUUUGAUGAGUGGUAAGGAAAGCUGGUGUGUAUCAGAGGAAAGAGAGAAUAGAGACGUACAUUGCAACCUCAAACAUUCCUAGUGAAAGUAGAUAUUGUGUGUUUUUGAAGUGCAAUCAAGGGUGUAAUAUGAAUUAUUGAGAUGAUCACUAAAGGUUCAAAUGAUAUUUGUUGAGGUAUGAUAUUGUUUGAAAAGCUGCCAAUGCAAAACAUGUGAAAAGCUUUACAUGGUUCUUCAAACUUCAGCUUAUAUAAAGGCACCUGAAUAUACAUUGGAAACUAUUGCAAUAUUCUGUUUUCUCUCACUGAUAAAAUGUAGUCUGUCAUUUUAGCAAACAAUAUCAGUUUGCUUUUUGACACAGUGACUGUAGUGAGACAGUAUUUUUUUUUUAGUAACUGAGUCAUUUACUCAGUUGAGUUAGAGUCUGUGAAAACUUUGAAUUUAAUUUGUUGAAAUGAUUAUUUGACAACAGCUCUUAAAAAGGUAUCGCAACCAUUACUCAAGACUAUACAAAUUCAGAGCAGUCAAGUCUUGCGCAUUGAGCUUUAGACUCUUGCAAAUGAAUUCAAUCUUAUGCUCUCGUGCUGAAACUAUUGUUUCUUGUACAUGUAAGGUUUGGAAUAACAGAUGGCACAUUACUGCUUUAGUACUUACAUGUAUGAAACUAAUCAUCCUUUUCAAUAUGAUUUACUCCUUGCUCCCAUUGCACCUGCUACAAACAUUUUCCAGUAGUAGGAGUUCUCAUUCAGGAUAAAGGAAUGCAAGUGUUGCCUAUUUAAAUUUUUUUCAUGAUUUUCUGGGGAAGUAUGCUCCUAUUUCAUAUCAGGAGGGUGAAGAGCACAGCAUCGCAAUCAAAUGUUUAAGAGGUGGAAAAUUUGACAACAAAUCAACUUGCAAGCUCUGCAAAUUGUAUAUAAUUGAGGUAUAAUUGAGAUAAUAGGGUUAAAAAGGGUCCAGAUCAAUGGGUACAGCAAACUGCCUACUUAGUCAACAUACUGUUCAUGUAGAUUUUUAAUCACAAAUGCUCAAUUACCUGAACUAAAGGAUACAUCAAUGUAUUUAACAUAUAUCUACAAUUGAACUUAAAUUGCAACUGUAAUGUCACAGUUAUAAGCAAAAAUUUACAUUUUCAGAUAAAACAUGCUUUGAAAGGUUCUUCCAACAUGAAGAUAUUGUCCACCUACUGGAUCGCUUUGUUAUUUACCAUGUGGAUGCCCCAGGACAGGUAUCAAAGUGACUAUUAUGAAUAUUUUAGAGAACAUUAUACCUAGUUACACUGUCAGAUAAUCUCAAACUUCCUUCAUCUCAAACUUAGCUUUUGAUAAGAAAUAAAUGUCUCUUGGCAAACAUACUUAUAUAAGAAUGUCAGCUGUUGCAUAAAAUAUGAAAAUGGCAUUGAUUAGAGAAGAGGUCAAUUGGGUAACAGUCAAUUAAUGCUUGCCACCACUGAGAGUCAAAUUGCCACUGAUAGCUAUUUCACUUCAACAUUGUGUAUAGCCUGCUGUAUGAAACUUAUAGCAAAUGAAAACUAAUAUGUUAAUAUAUAUAUAUCACCAAAAGGGAAAGGGACUCAGAAGUUGUGUAGCCUCUCAAUUAUGGCACAUUAACUUUUAAAUGAAAUAAAACUUGUUGAUUUCAUGAAGACUGUUUUGAGUGAUUUUUGCUGAUGUGUAUGAAAUUGUGUGAAACUAAGAUCAAGGCUAAGAAGUAGUGGAGAAUUGCAACAAAAAGCAUGCACAAAUACAGUGAAGUUAACAAAAAUGGACAUGGCAUCUUUUUUUGUUUUAAGGACAAAGUAUGUCAAUGUGACCUGUAACACGAGUUUUGUUCUUAAGAACAUAAUUCAUAACAGGAAACUUCCCUAAGCUUGUACUUUAAAGUGAAACUUAUUCAAGACAUGAUUGAAAUAAAAGUGAAUCCACAAACAACUUCAGCUUCAAAAAAUAUUUCAUCAAUCCAAGUGGGCUCCAAGAUGUCACUGAGAUAUCUGAUUCACACAUUGUUUAAUGAUGAUGUAGUUGUUACAGCUGUUUUAACCUUGACUCGUAAGGUUUUCAGUCACCAUCUCCACUAUUUAUAGGGACUAAGCAAAAGUCAGGUCAAUUGUAACCUCAUUUCAACCUUUUCUUUUCAUCAAUUCUUGCUUCAUUCUGAUGAUAGAACAUAAAUUUGCAUAAACUACACUGCACAUAAUGCAUUCAUUUUUAAAUAAAUUAUUCACUGUUGGAGGAGAAUUUAUUUCCCAGAGUUGAAACUCUCAGGGUGGAACCUAACAGCAGUAGAAGUUAAGGGAGAUAUUGUUUUUGUAAUUAAAUGAAAGUACCAGAUACCAUUUUCAGAAUUUGAAGUUGCCACUAUUUUAAUGGACCCCAAUAGUGACUGUUAAAGUAGGACAAUUCAAAGAAGUUGCCGAGAAAGUUUCUGACUGAUUAGGACAUCCCUUAAAAGAAAAAGGAUAGCAUAUAUCUCAGGAAAAGUCUUGCUUUGUAGAUUAGUUUUUAUGUUUAAAAAUUAAAUGUAGUCUUAUGUACUUUCUCUUCCCUGCUUUCUUGUAAAAGUUGAGUUGCUAUCAUAAUUAUAGUAACCUUAAAAAGUAAAUUUUACAGGGUGUUAAUCAUUCCCAUCAUAUUUUUCAGGAAAGUAAGGCAGAAAACCUGGCACCUGAGUAAGUACAUCAAUUUUUUUUUUGUAUUACAAAGAGUUUAACUAACCAGAUGAAAGGUAAUGAAGAUGCGCACUGACAUGCAAAAGUUAGCUCUCACAGCAAAUUGACUGGUUUUUGGUGGAAUUGUUGGGAAGAGCUCUCCAAAUAAAUCUCUGCUGAAAAGAGCUUUUUACAUUUUUUUGUUGUCCCAAAUGAUAUCUAGCUCAUGAAUUAUGUUGUAUGACCAUUGUAUUUUUUUGUGUACAAUUGUAGUAACAUUUUAAAGUAUUAGUUAUUGAAGGUUUACCUACUGAAGCUUGUGCUAGUAACUUUUGAGCUACGUAAUAUUUUGUACAAAAGUUGUUGGCUUUUAGUUUACCAACUGAGUGUAGGUGUCUUACUAAGGCAAGUUAACCCUACAAGCAAACAAGAGUUUAUUCAACCAGUCAUGUAUGUUGUAGAGUUAGAGUGGAUGGGAGGAGCAGGGAAAUUUGAGAAGAUGCCUGCCUGUGAGCAGCAUUGUCUACACUCUUAUCAACAACAGCAAAUUAGCCAGUCAGAUUGUGACUUGAUUGCCAAUUGUGGUAUAAUACAAUUUUCACUAAGAAAAUAAUGAGCACUUGUGAUUUUUUCCUCUUAUUUUCAGUUAUCAGUACCCAUCCAUAACAAAGCUAGCAGAGAUGGCUGGUAAUGUGAUAGACCACUUCAAGUAAGUUUAACCCUCUGUAUGAAUUUUGAGUUGGUGCAUCCAAAUGACAAUAUAAGAAUCAUUUCUUUUGUGAGGAGACCCACAAAUUUUGAGGGAAAGGUCUCAUCUUGAGGCAAGAGACUUAUGUCUUGAGAAUAAAUGAAGCCACAGCCUGAAAAUGAAUCUCAAGCCAUGUCCAGUGCAGAAUGACUGGGGGUUCUGUUUUACUGCAAAACAAAGUUCUUGUCACAGCAGUGUCCAGUUGUGAUGUAAUACAAGGUUAUAUAGCGGGCCAUAAAAAAGUUUUAAUUCAGCCAAGUUUAUAAAUUCCCCAUCAAUGAACAAAGCAAAAAUGGGAGGUUGGUUGUGAUUGACCUUUACAUCUUGUCAUACCUUUUAACUUGUAGAAUAUGGUUUGUGGUACUGCAUUUUAGUAAUUACUGGUGAAUUAGGGUUGGUGGGAUUGUCCUCAAACUGUGGUGACAGAGGGGGCAAGUUUGUUGUUUCAUUGGGUCUUCCUGGUGAAGGGAUUGGGAGACUGAUGGUUUUCUGAAGUUAUUGUCUGUUGUCUGACAUGGCAAAGACAUGAUCUAUACAUGGCAUUUCCAGCUCAGAGAGGCUUUGGGAUCUUUGUUUAGGGACUAAGACAAUGCACUCUUGACUAGAGUAGACGUCAAGAUGUGACAGUUGUCUACAUUGUGCAUCUAUGGUUGCAGCUACUUUGUCCACAGAAAUUACCAUGAUGAACUGGUCAUCUAUAUGCAUUCCAGCUUGUCUUAUACAUGUAUUUCCUACAUGGUUUUCAGCUCUGUAAGGCAACAGACCAUAUUCAAUUUGUUCAAAUUUGGGGUCUUUCCAUUUUUGAAAAAGUUUGUUUAUGCACACAGGUAUUUUUUCCUUCUUUCAGCUUGAGUGAUGUAGUUUGUUUUGGAGUUGGAGCUGGAGCAAAUGUUCUCACAGAAUUGGCAGUAAGUUAUUUUCUUGCUCUUCAAAUCCAAUAGAAACAGUGAUGUGGUUACUUAUAAAAAUAUUUUAGAAGGGGGCAAAACUGUGUGUAGGGCUAAAGUUAUGAACAACACCACCCAUGUAUCAAACAGCAUCUUAGCACUCUAGCUUUGGCUCCUCAAUGGUUAACUGUGUUAAAACCUUUUAUAAUGAUAUUGAAAGCUGUGUUGUGAACAAUGGAUGGUCUUUCAAAAUUUUUAAACCAGAAAGGGAGUUAGACAAGGCUUCUCCUUCUUGCCCUAUCUGUUCAUUCUUUGUGUGGGGAUGCUAGCCAAAAUAAUAAGAAACACCAAAGACAUCACAAAACAAAACCAAAUUAAAAAUCAAACAAUACACUGAUGAUACAACUCUUUUUGCAGAUGGAUAUAAAAAAAUCCUUGUUGCUUUCUUUACAAAUCUUGGAAAGUUUCAAAAAAGUAUCUGGCCUGAAGCUAAACCAUAAAAAACUGAAGCGGCUCACUUUCGAUUUGAACACUGGAAGGGAUGAAUUGUUCUUCCCUGAAAAAAUUGAAAUGAGUUAAGAGUCCUAGGCAUCUGGUUUUCAACUAAACUAAAAGUAACUAUGGAGGCAAACUACUCUGAUAGGCAGCUGGGAAUAUGAAUGAUUGGGACUUCUUGGAAAGAUUACAUUGUUAAAGAGCUUGAUAGCUUCCAAUCUGGUUGACUCCCUGUCACCUUUUGCCGAAAAAUUGUCAUGUUCUAGUAGAAUUGAGCAAAUCUUCAAUUUCUUAUGAAGCGGUACAGGAGACAAAUCAACAGAAAUCUGACAAUUGGCAACUAUUUAGAUGAUGUGUACUCAAAUCACUCUCUCACUCACUCACUCAAAGCACUCAAAUCAGCUUGAGUAAGAAAAUACCUUGACCCGGAAAAUCAUGCUGAAUGAAACUACUUUCUUUACUCCAAAUUGCAACAUUUAGGUGGCCCUACCAUCUUUGGGGGCAACCUCAAAGGAUACAAUCAACUAAAAUAUAGCAUCUGAGAUCUUUUUAUGAUAGAAAUCUUGCAAAUCUGGUCAGAAGUCAUCCUCGGAGACCCAGGGGCUGUGAGUCAAUUUCAAGUCAGGGCCGAAGAACCCCUGGAGACAUCGUCUUACAAGACAAGUUCCAAACGGUUGCAGUUGUUCUGGCAUCUAAUUGGUGCUAGAAAAUCUUUGUGUUUUUCUGCCCAAUCAGAGUGAAGUAUGCUUUAGAGUCCUUUCUUGUGUUUUAACACGGAGAUGUACAAGAAGCUCAGUUGCUCACCUUGUUUGUUUGCGCCAUUCAACGAAGCUUUGCCUGAGGUGAAAAGUUUCGGUCUCAGCACACAAUGUAAGAGAAAUCGAUCAGAUUGUCCGCAAAAAUCUUACAAGAAAUUAUACUGAAUACUUUUGCAGGUAUCACAAGAGAAUGUAUUUAAAAGUUUGUGAGGUUCGUAGAAAACAUAAUGGUUGCAGGCGUUAAUAUAGGUCGCUUUAAACAUUAGACAAGAUGUAAGUUUAAAUCUUUCUGAUUAAUUUUUGACCGGCCGAAAAUUUGUGCAGUUAGGCGUUUCGUUCACAUGGAACCACGCCAAACUUACGGAAAUUUGGACACUCAAGCGUUCAAAAAUUUGAACACCAAAAUCGAGGAUUUUUUUCAUGAAACUGUGUGACAAGGUCAAACCUUUUCUGCAGAAGCAAUCUACAAAUAUGAGAUCUGCAAUUGAUGUUGAGAAGCAGGUAGCUGUAACUUUGUACUAUUUAUCGGAUGAGGGGAGAUACUGCAAAGUUGCUAAAUGCAUUCAGCAUCGGAAAAUCAACUGUGUCUGAAACUGUUCGAAGAGUUUGCAGAUGCAUUUCAAUCGUCCUUGGGCCUGAUUACAUAAGAUUACCAAAAUCAGAAGAAGAAGUGUAUGACACAGUCGCCAAUUUUUAUGAUGCUCAUGGCUUUCCACAAUGCAUAGGAGCUGUUGAUGGAACACGUGUAUUUAUUAAACAACCCUGAGAAAAUGCAACUGCUUACAUUAACCGGAAAAACAGAUACUCAUUAAAUGUGCAAGCCAGCUGUGAUUACAGAUACUGUUUCACUGACGUCGUGAUAAAAUGGCCAGGGAGUGUGCACGACUCCAGAAUUUUCUGUAAUUCUAAAAUCAAUGAAAUGUUAAGAAAUGGCUCUAUACCAUCUUUACCAAAGGUUCUAGUGCCUGACACUGAUCCUGUUCCGAUUUGUGUGCUUGGGGAUCCAGCAUACCCACUAUUGCCUUAUAAAAUGAAAGAGUUCCCAGGGAGAGGUAGUACAUCACAAGAGCAAUUCUUUGGGUGGCGCCUUUGUUCUGCACGCAUGGUUAUCGAAUGUGACUUCGGCAGACUUAAGGGAAGAUUUGGAGCACUGAAACAUGAGAUGGACAUAAAUCUCAAUUAUUUACCUCGUGUAGUACAUUCAUGCUUUAUUCUACACAACUACUUUGAGGUGAAUGGUGAUCAUAUAUCCAAUGAGGCUAUUGACAAAGCAAUUAAGUACGACAGGGAGUUUCAACCUGGCACUACAGCUGCUAGGAAUCAAGGUACACUGGCUACUAGGAGUAAGCAGAUUCGUAAAGUUUUUGUGGAGUAUUUCAACUAACAAUGCUGCCAAUUCAAAUUGGCCAAUUGCAAAGAAUUUUCAAACAGGAAGUAUAUGACUUUGCCUGGUGACUCCUUCUCAGAAGUUUGGUAUUUCAGAGAUCACACCUAACCGGCACCAUUUGACACUGUUGUAAUUUUAAGAUGUUCAAAAUUACUUCUACCCUUGCCUUUGAUAUUGUUCAUACCAGUACAGCAAGAUAUCAGUUCUGUCCACCUUGGGCAUGUUUUUAUUCCAAGAUACUUGUGUUGAUCUUGCUAGGUAAUAAAAUAAAGAUGAAAAACAUUCUUGUGAUUGAAUGUUAUUCAACAAGCAUGAACCUUAUGAAGUUAGAAAGGGAGUACUUACAAACAUGAAACUCAACAACUAUUAAUGGCAACAAGUAACAUAGAAGAAAUUUAACUAACUAUAUUGAUUAAAUUGCUCCUGGUACAGUUUAACGCACACAAAAACGGAAAAUCUCUGAGGUAAAUAGUGCAAUAACAAUGUAAGCCUACCCAUGUCUUUCUGCCUAGUGAGCAGGCAAACUGGCAGUGCAUAUAAUAAACACAACUCAACUUUGUUAACAGAGUGCUAAAACAGUGCACAAUCCAACAGUUAGAGUAGACACAAUGUGAAUGUUAAUGUUCAACACUUAUUAAAAUGAGAAGGAUCCUGUAAAUGCCAAACACCUGACAUGUUGCUUUGCUGUUGCUGAUAUUGGGGAUGGUUGUACUGCAGAUGCUGGUUCUGCUGAUGAUUCUGCUGCAUCAUCGUCCCCAGCAUGUUGAAUCCAUUCUGCAAUGUGGAGCUUAAAGAAUGUAAACUAGUGGUAAAACUUUGCAUACUUUCCAUGUAUUUUUCUUCUUACUUUUCAAGCUGAUCGAUCAUUCUCUUUUUCAACUGAAGUUCUUCGUGUCCAAGGGCUAAUAUUCUGUUUUCUGUUGUGGUUUUCUUCGUAAGCUUGGAAUUUUUUUUCUCUUUUAGCUUAGAAAUUAAGUUUCUUCUUGCAUCAACAGUUUUUUCAACUGCAUCCUUGGCACUUUCAUCCUCCCUUGCAGGGUCAUUUGCUUCAUCUUCCAGAAUCUACAGCUUUCCGAUAACCAAACUUUAUCUUCCUCAACUUCGCAUUUAUCUUUUCUUUGGAGAAUAUGCUAGUAUCCUUACAGUUUGGAAACUCUUCUGGGUCUACUUCGAAUUCAUCACUGUUUGGAUAUCUCUCAAUGAAAAGUUCUUGUAAUUCCUCAUACCUUGUUCAUAUCGAUUCCCAUUCUUCCCCCUCGCACAUUUUCUCAUUUUUUUUUUGAUAAAGCAACAUUAAGCGGUAGUGCUGUCUCCUCAUCUGUCCAAGUGAAAUAUUGGUUAUCUGUGCUACCAUCUGAAUUGGCUUUUCUCUUUCUGGAUGCCAUUUUGCAUUUGGUUAAAGAAACAUUGUGCACAUGAGGAGAUGGUAAAACCACUGACAAGUGUCAUGAACUUCAUCCGGUUAUCAGUUCCAUCUGAACAGAAGGAAACUUUCACACGGUUCCAUGUGAACAGAAUGUCCGGUCAAAAUUUUCGGCCAGUCGUAAAUUUGUUCAGCACCGUGUGAAUGUAGCCUUAAUCCUUACAUGGUUUCUAUAGAUUAAUACCUUUUUAUCUAUCCUUUGGUAACUCUCUUAUAGAAAUUGGCAGUAGACCAGUUUUUAAAAAAUCAUGGUUCUCUAAGGGCAUUAAAAAUGUUGCUCACCAAACAAAAGAUUCAAUCGCAUUUGUCUCUUAUCACAAGUUUGAAGAAUGCUCAAAUUGAAUUUUCUUAUUUUUCAAGGCCUUAAAUCUUUAUUGAAGUCCUUAUUUAAAUUGUAAAAUAGCGAUUAUCUUCUAAGGUGGAAAAAAAACAGUGAAUAUUUUCACAAAUAGCUCUUAAAACUGAAGUGGCCAACAGAGUAUUUUAUGAGAGGCUAGUUCAUAUUAAACAAAAGCAUCCUACCUAAAAUCAGGAAAAAUGUUCAGAUGACUGCAAGUUUGAAAAGACAAUGAAACCAAAAAAACUAAAUUAAUUGCUUCUCAGUUUAAACUAUUACAUAAGCGACUAGCAACAAAUGAUUUUCUAAGGAAAAUUGGUAUCAAAGAUAAGGGCAUGUGCACCUUUUGUGAAGCUGAAUUAGAGAACUUAAAUCACCUGGUUGAUAACUGACAAAAACUCUGCAACAAUACAGGAUACAGACCUUAUCUUAUCCAUCUUAAUUGGUUUGUGACCAAGGGGUUUCAUAAACCAAAAAAAUCCAUCUCUUUUUUUUGAUUGCAAGAUAUAUUCAUCUGGAUUUGUUGAAUGAGAUGGAUCCCCAGGUUAGAAUUUUUGUCUUUCUUUAUAACCUCAUCUAUUGUCAGUAGGUUGUAGGGCUAUGUACACUUAAGUUUUAAGACUUUUUACUUUUGUAUUCUUAUAAGUAAUGUCCAUAUCGUAUUUUAAGUAAUUUAUGUGUAUUGCAAAAUAAGAUUACAACAACUUUGUCUGGAUGGUAGCAGUGGGAAUUUGUUCUUGGUAAGAUCCAUGAUGUUGCAAUGGAUUAAAGCAUAUACUGUACCCUGGAUUACUUUUUUGCAGUUUCUCAUUCACCUAUUACACCAAAUGCUUUCACUAAUCUUUUGCUGAAUUUAAAAUUUCACCCAAUUAAAAGAAAAAACAGCUGGAAAAGUUGGGAUGUGGUCUUACUCGUUUUGUAUCCAAAUCAUGUACUGAGACGAUCACAGAUAAAGAACCAUAUGGGCUGAUCAUGAUACCUGAGAGUACAAUAUUACAGAAUUUGUUCAUAUUUAGCUGCAUGUAUGGAGUUAUGGAUAUAUACCUUACCACACAAUCAUGCCCCACCUGAAAACUGUGACUAAAUGACAAGGCAAAGAUGACCAAGAAAUAUUCUGAGACCAAAGCUUUAUACAAAGAAUUGUAAAUUUGUUGAUAAGAAGCUGAAAAUAAGCAACUGUAAGAGUUCAUUACAUGUAAUUUAUAUUCUGAAACCUAUGGUACAUGUUUUUAAAAAAGUGUCUCUUCUCAAGCUAAGUGGCCAUCCAGUCUGUAGCAUGAAGUAGAGUGUAUUGCAACUCCCCCCCUGAUGGGAUGCUAUUCCAUGAUAAGGUACCCCUCAGUAUUUGUCAUGCUUCCCUGACAGUCUGUUGGUACCCAUUUUUACUCCUGAAAAGAGAAAGACUAUGCAAGAGAGUGUUUUUCCCAUGAAAACAUCCAAUUUGAGAUGAAAAUAAUAUUAAGGUUUUCCAGCCUGGAGCUCCAAUGAGUUAGAUUGAAAUCAAUUUUGAAUUUUAAUCAUGUUCAGUUGUCAAUAAAUUUGUAAUAAAAUGGCCUCUAAUGAAUAUGAACAAGAACCUGAAAAUUUCUAGAUCUUGUAGCAGCAAGCAUUCCAAAUAUAAUGUGAUUGAAUCAAACCACAGUAAACACACAUGUAUAAGCCACACCAACCUUUUUGUAACAAGUCGGGUUCUGCUUAUCCAUUAGAACAUUUAGAAAACAGGCCACAAAUUUGGGUAUAUUAAUACUUUUAAUCGAAAAUGUAAAGGUCUGUUUAGCAAACAGUUUUUUUGGUGUGAGUGUGAGAAUGUAUCAAAAUACACUGCACUGCACUGCACUGCACUGCACAGAUCCAACUGUGACAUGAUCUUCUCAUGGACACGGCAAUAAAUACCACAAUAGUAGUGUUUGUAUGGUUGAUAUCUUACCUGAAAAUCCUAAUAUAGCUUUGAGGAAUCAGCUAAUCACUGAUAUUAUAAUUUGUUUUUAUUCAAACAGGUAUCAAAAUGGGGAGAGAAAGUUGCAGGACUAGUUGUGGUUGAACCAGGCAUUUCUGCUGCAAGCUUCAAAGAAUGGGGUGCAGGAAAGGUAAGUUUGGGUCAAGCAAACUACUUGACCUUCAGCCCAUUCACCAAGUAGAUUGUAAGAAUAGAAGCCAGUCUGUCUACUGACAUCUUUGAUAAGGCAUUGAUUCAUUUGCAAUGUCUGAAGUUGAUUUUAAAAAUAGAGAAGCCCUGACUGUGCUCUGUUCUGUUGUAAAGUACGCAGAGAGCAGCUAAGAGCAUGAAAGAAGUGUAGGGGGAACAACAGUGUCAUCUGCAUGCUCUAUACUCUCAUAAAGUACACUACAGUAAGCCAAUCAGAAUCCCUGUUAGAAUGGUUCAAAUCUGAUUGGCUGUACAAGACUAAAGCCAUCAAAAAUGUUAAACCAUCAAAGUUCAAAAACCAUCAAAGUUCAAAAACCAUCAAAGUUCAAAAACCAUCAAAGUUCAAAAACCAUCAAAGUUCAUAUUCUCUAAUAGUUUACAAAUUAAAAUAGUUCAGCAUGUCGAAUUUAACACUUUCCUGAAGUUUUUUAGUUUCUAAUACAGAAUCUGAAAGUGAAAUGUUCAGUGAAACUCAGCCCAAUCGUGGCUCACAAAAAUACACAAGUUAUUUCACAUGACAAGUAGAAAACAAACUGUUCAAGGCGAGUGUUUUUAUGGAUGAAUGACAGCCGAAUUCACCAGGAUGUGAAGAUCGCUCGGAAUGACAGUGCUGUAAAACUCGGCUGCAGUGACUGACUGAUGUGGCCUUCCACUCAACACAUCAGAAAGGUUAUCAGAGCAAGCUCUUAUUUUUCCACUCGAAGGGUAGUCGAUUUAGUUCCCAAGGCUUGCUCCACCACAAUGACCAAAGAUUACCAUCAUGAGCUAGCCAUGAUAGACUUCAGCAUGAUUGUAGUUGCUCUGACACACCAUCAUGAUUAGUAUGAAUUUUAACAGUUAUGCCAGGUUAUAUUUUUUAUAAAUAUAUAUUGUUUUUUAGCACGAAACUUUAUAUACCAUACAAGUGUUAGCUGUAUUUGAUUUUUAUUACUGUAUAUAAACUUACAAUCUAACUGAACAUGAAAACCCUUAAAACUUGGACUGUCCAUUUUGUUUUUUCUCAAAGGAUUUUUUUUCUCUGCUCACAUUACAAUAACACAAAUUACUGCACCUGGCAUUUUUGUAAACCCUCUCUCACAUAUUCCAAAAUUUCGCUUUUGAUUAACAAAAGAAAAGCUAGAAAGAAGUCCCAGAAAAGUUGGACAUAGUACAAUUUGGCAGAUGGCAUGACAGCUUUAGCUCAGUUCUAUGCUCUAUACUCUCACAGAGCAUGCUCUUUUAACCAAUGACAGCACAUGUUAUAUCCAAACUUUAUUAUAAAUAUGAAUGAGCACCCUGGUUGGGUAUUAAAUCGUGCUUAUCAAGAAACUAUUAACCUGUAGUUAAUCUGCUGUUGUUGCAGCUUAAAAAGAUAUAAAUAAAGUGGCAACAGAAACAGGUUUUUCUUGUACCCCUACUAUUUGAGAAAGUGGGGGAGGAGGGGGGGUCAAUGCUUAUUGAAGAAGGAAACUUAUUUAGCAUUAUGGUCUUGGGCCUGGGGGCUUAUGGCAUCUGUGUGGUAAUUACUAAAACAAUUGUUUAUCUCAGUGUUGGUGAAGAAGGUGGGUAUUUACCGAGCAGCAAAAUGGUAAAUAAGACAUCCACCACAAUUCACCUCCACUUUGAUGAGUAACUAUUCACCACUUAAAGCUGUUACAGAUUCCCUGAAUCUCAUCUAGCAUAAUUACAGAAGGUAUAUUUCAUUACUUUUAAGUUUAGAGCACAUCAACUAGACAAGAAAGGAUUUACAGAAGAUACUAUCAAAUACCUCAUGUGGCACCAUUUUGAGAGGGUAUGUGAUUGAUUAUGUUUUAUCAACAGCUUCAGAGUCUAACAACUCCAUUCAUCUGUAAUUUGACUGUCUCUUGAAAUCACAGUUCCCAAAACAAGAUUCACUUGAAUUGAAAUUGGAAAUCCACUUCAUAAUACUUGAAAAAGACACAAAGUUCAUUGAUAAUUUACCCCAAAUAGAAGGGAUUUCAUAAUUUUUCUAGUUGUAUGGUGGGAUGUGCAAAAAUACAACAGGCCUUGUUUUGUAACCAGUAACCUUGCUAUUAACUUUACAAUGCAGCCAUAUCAACACAAGACCUUGGUUCCAAUGUUACACAACACUCUUUAGCUACAAUAAUUAUUGCAAUGCCUUUCUUACCUAAAUAGUUUUCUUGGUCUUGAAUGCUUCAUGGAUUGUUUAAAAAGCAAAUUUGUAAACUUCAAGGGGCUUUUUUUUACCUAUAGUUCUCUCUUUUAAGUCUUGGCCAGACAUAUUAAAACAGCACCUUUAGUUGUUGAAUUUUGAAAAUGGUGCAUUUUUACUGUAUUUUUCUAGAAUCUAUAACCAACAGAUCUUUAUUUAUUUCUUUUAUCUAAUCUGUUUAGACUUUCAUACUGAUUUUUUUAAAAUAACAUCCGCUAUGGCACUUUUUACCUCUGUUGUGAUAAAGACUUUAAUCUGGUUUCACACAAAGAAAGAAGCCAAACACAUGAAAAACUUUUUAGCCACUUUGUCUGUAGAUUAUGUAUGAUAAUUUGCUAGCAAGAAAUUUUCUCAAGGUAACAGUUUGGUUCCCCUAUUCCCGAUUCUCUGUUGUUUAGCAAGAAAGAUGAUAAGGAAGUUGACUGAAAUGAAAAUCAUGGAGUUGAGCAGUUGUCCUGUGUUUAGAUGAAAUUCCACAAAUUUCUUCUUCAGUUGGUUGUAGGCGGUAGUCAUAACCUUUUUGUGUAACAGGUAGAUGUAAAGAAGAGAUAGGAAGAGAAGAGAUAUUAUCUUGUUCUUUUACUGAAUUACUGCAAAGUAAAUCAUCAUGAGGGUUAAAUGAUUUUGCUUUCAGGUUUACAGCUUUAAAUUUUUACUUCUAUAAUGAUAGGACUCUGGGAAGCCAAAAGUGGAGUUGGAAGAUCAAUUUAUGAAGGAUGUUAAAGAGCACAUGAAUCCACAUAAUGUGGCAGCAUUCAUUAAGGCCUACAAUAGGUAAGAAAGGUUUUCAUUAUGGUCAUUCUUCACUUCCUUUGGGAAAUUAUUGAUUUCCCCCUUAAUUUCCAUUUUCUGAAAUGUAUAGCAGAUCAGUUGCUGUAUGUAAUAUUUUACCAGCACUUUACAUUAUGAAUCCUGGCCACAUUUCUAUUUAGCAUAGUAUUAGCUAUUAAACAAGUCUUAAGGCUGAGGAAUAAUACUAACCAAAUGCAUAAUACGCUGAAACCAAAUGGAAACAUACCUACAGAAUUCAAUUAUAUUUUUAGCAGCCAGGGGCCCUGUUGUGUGACUUGUGAGAAGUCAACAACUCAACAAACGAAGCACAAAGUGAAGAUUGAAAAAUAUUUCAUUAAAAAAAAACUCAACAGAACUGUGGUCAGCAUUUGACAUAGGGAAAAUUACACUGAAUGAUGAAGGGAACAAUUCAUAAGUUGUGGAAGUGUCUCCUUUUUAACUCGUGAAUUGCACGCAUGCGCAAGAGCGAGUUGUAGAUACGAUGUGGGGAAUGGCAUUCGUUCACUCGCUCGUUCACUCGAUUGGUCGAUUCCUGUAAACUUUUUUUCGAUUUUAGGCUUUUGAUUGCAUUUGAUAGUUUUUGGCGAGCAAUAAACAAACAAAAUGGCAACCUUUGUUGCUAAGAAUAGUGGUGGGGUGACAAAGAAGCCAAUGAUAAUCUUAAAAUAAUUUUUUUUUUCGUUUUAGUUUCAACAAGCGGCGCAAGGAUUCACACUGAAAUAACAGAACAACCUUCGUUUUUCAUAAAAUUUUAAUAUACAAUCCUUGAACUUGAAAACAAUCCGAAGAUGCAAUGAAAAUAUCACUUACUGCGAAGCGCUCGGAGUUAACAGAUGUUCACGGCCUGAGAUUGAGGACAAAAUCAAUCAUUACGUUUCGUAUCGGGUGUUUUCCUGUGAGAAACAACAGAAGAUGCCGGCGACUAACGAAAUUACAAGUUAACACGAAAAUCAAAUAACACCUAAACAAACAAUUUUAGCUACCGAUUUUCAGUGAAUUUUAAAGAACAAUUUUCUUUUAAGUUUCAAGACAAUUUGAAGAUUCAAAAUACAUGUUACGUACUAAAAUGCGAAAGUUAUACACCACAAAAUUGAUAAAUAGGCCUGAAAUGAAAUUCUAUCUUGUUAUUGAUUAUACGUUGCCUAGCACGUGACUAAAAUCUACCCAGGCGGAGAUCCAAAAUGACGGUGGCAGUCUUGUGUUAGUCAUAUCACUCAAAACCCCUUCCCGUUUGUCUCAUUUGAUAAAGAGGGAAUCGUUAAUGUUUUCAUUAAGAAAGUAUUGCCUUGAUUUUCUAAUAUUUCUAAUGAAAGACAGUAAAUUUCACUUUUCACGCACAUUUACUUCCAACCUUUUAUUUUGAACCAGAAACAGAAAUGAUAUACGUUUAAAACACAUGACAUCAUCCACCCUUGUCCAAUGCAAUAGCAUGAUCAUUUCAAUUGUAAUACCUUCUUAUCCCGACGUUACUUUGUUUCUUUGCUACAUUAGCGAACACUGAAGUACUGCUCGUACUCUAGAUAUGACAAUCAACCACAAAAUUCCCUAAACCUGAUAACAGUAAACAUAAUCCAAAAAAUCAUGUGUCAAUUCACGAGUUUGCUCACAGAGCACUUUGAUUGAGAUUGUUUAUAAAAUGUUUAAUUAAACAAUUAUUGAAUUCACUCUUUGCAUGAUAUCAUGUCUAUGUUAUCAACCUCAGGCUUCAGCAGAGAACUCAGACCUUGGCAUUAAUAAUUCAUGGUAUCAUGCCCAACUUCACAGCAACAGCAUUAUCUUGGGAAGAUUUAUGCUUUUUAUAUGAAACUAAGCAAACUAAAACUAUAGACAACAAGGAAAAUUUAUAGUGCUCUCGCCCUUGGUCUGCCCAAAAUUGUCUGAUUGAGAAGGUAUGGGACCACAUCCUUAAUUUUUUUUUCAGUUUUUUGAGGAUGAAAUUGUCAAAAUUGAAUAUAACCUGGAGGACUGUGCUGAAAAUCUUCAUUAGCUUCACCUUUGUGCAUGUGCCAAACCAUUUGAGUAUUACUAAAUUGGUUUGGAUUUAGAGAAGUUUCUCUACAAAAUUUCCUUUUGAACACACCCCUUAAUUCUACAAGAUUCCAAAAGUUCCAUGGCACUGAGCAAAUUGCAAGUCUUCUUAGAUAAUGUGUAGAAUCAUUAAAUCACAUGUGAAAUUUCAAGUGUUUCCAACAAGUGUGUUAGUAAAUAUAUUUAAUUAACAAUUUAAUACAACAUUUACUGAAUUUAGGCUCCUGUGCCACCUUGAAGAGACCUAAGGUGUGUACUGUAUGCAGUUUCUCUCCAAAAGAUCAUUCUACAGAAAAUCACCACUUUUACUAAAACUACACUUCAGGUAGUCAGUUCUUGGCGAUCAAAAUUUGAGUUUCUGAGCACAAGCAUAUUACAGAGACAGGCAAAUGAGAUUACUAAUGAGCUUGUACAUUAAGAGCAUGGAUCCUGGACACACAAGGGCCUGUCACAAGAGAUUCUCAUCAAUGUUAAGCUCAGAAGAUUAAUUUUAUUCUGAUUGGUUUGAUUCAUAUGAAAACUGUCUAUAUUAUUGUUACAGUGUAGUCAUUUAAAGACUGCCAUUUUCCCUCAAGCUAUUGAUUAUUAAGUCUAUUUUGGCAACAUUGAUACUUGACUUGCUAGCUCUGGGCCAGUGCUCAAUACAUUUUAAUUCACUAUCAGUUUGGGUGUCAAGAUCAGUUUCGUAGUAGGGUAAUCAGCAGAUUCGCAGGGAGCCUGCAGUCAAGCAAUUUGGUACAUCGAUAAUUUAGAUCAGGGAGGGAAGGGGGGCAAUUCUUGAACCUUGUGGUAGUCCAUGAUUUAGUGAGCCCCUCCUAGAAAGGCAGUGGUUUACAUGACAUCUUUAUUUAUGAUUUGUCAAAUAACAAACUUCCUAAGUGUAUUUGUAACUCAAUAUACACAGCUAAAGCCCAAACCAUUUCUUUUAUAACUUAGCAUGCAGAUGACCAAUAAGUAGGGUUACGGAACAGUGAUACAUCUUUUUUGUGUAGUAUAGAAACAAAGUCAUUGCAGGGUUUGUAUUGGAUGCUUCUAGUAAAUUCUGUUUUGUGAUUUUUCAAAAUUCCCCUAACUCAGUGCAUUUGUUGCUUUCAGUCGUGGUGAUCUAAUGAAGGACAUGAAGGGCCACAAACUUGAGUAAGUUAAAUUUACUUUAAAAAUGGCUCAAUUUGAACUUUUGCUUUAGAAGUUUCUACGGGAGCCUAUGAAAAAGUUACUUUUAACAACAUUCCAAGCUAUUAAUUUUACAUUGGGGGAUUGAGAUGAAGCAUGCACCUCCAAACUGUGUUGUCUGCUAUACUCUGGACUGUUACAAAGGGAUCUCAUUUUCAAAACCAAUUAUAGAGCACAUUGCACAGUAUCCCUUUUUCUGAUGAAAUUAAGAGAUCCUCACAGCUAAGAACACUACUGAAACGAGUAGUUGUAAAUAGGACCUGAAAAAAAUUCAGGCCCGUACGGGAUUUGAACCCAUGACCUCUGCGAUACCGCGGUGCAGCACUCUACCAAUUGAGCUAACAAGCCAACUGGGAGCUGGUCAAUGAAUUGGGUCCAAAUAAACAAUUGGGUUCAAAUCCCGUACGGGCCUGAAUUUUUUUCAGGUCCUAUUUACAACUACUCGUUUCAGUAGUGUUCUUAGCUGCGAGGAUCUCUUAAUUUCAUCUCUCCACCGCAGUGCAAAUAUAUGAAUUUUCAUAUAUCUAAAAUCUUCAUCCCUUUUUCUCUUUAUUUAGCCAACCAAUUUAUGUGGCAACCAUUUUGGUAGUUUGAAUUAUUUUUUUUUUGGCAUUGGUCAAAUUUUUUAUCAUUUUCUCUAACAGUUAUAUCCAUUUUCAUUACACCUUUGUUUUAGCGCAAAGACAGGAGUCCUUGUGGUGACUGGUGAACAUUCUCCUCACCGCAAGAAUACGGUAACCACUUUCACGGCUAGCCUCACUCAACUGGGCUCGCCCUGUACUUAAAAGUUAAACCAUUCUAAGUUUGCUGCCUUAGUAAACCAUUCUCACAACCCUUAUGCAGCCUGCUUACAUCAUUAACUACAAUGAAUUUAUGUAAAUUGUUUGUUCUCUUUGGGUGAACCUUAAUCUCCUGAAUUUCAUCUCCAUGCUUAACCAUAUUUUGUUAAGGUGACUUUAACUUAUGGGAGGUCUUACCAGUAUUUGAUUUACAAACAUGGCAUCUGUCCUACUCAAUAGCCAGUCUGUUCAACAGUAAACAGGAAAGUGGUCACGAAUAGCUCUAUCUUGAACUAGAAUGUGAUGAGUAUACAUAAUUAUGGCUUGGCAAGGUGAAGAGCACAGAGUGCAAUUAAAGGCAAUGAGCAGGAUCUCACUACUACGCCACAAAACCAUGAAUUACCCAUUUAAGUACCUGUACAGCUGCCUGAUAUGGCCUAGAAAUAUACAAACGCAAACAAUAUAGAAUAGAGUACCGAAUAAAAGAUUUACCUUGACGGGCAAUGGAUGAGGUACUGCUGGGGUUUGUUACAAAUGAUGAGAUGGCACCCCUUGCUUUACACAAAGUAGUAAAAAAUGAUGUAAAAUGAAAUUGAUGCUAUUAUAUAAGGACAAAAUAUUUGUUUUCGGAUGAGUGAAUGAAUUGACUGUCUGAGAUUCAGAGAAAUAGUGUGACAAAUUGAUAGUGGUAACAUGAGCAAAGUAGAUAUGAAUGUUACUCUAGGUAUCAUUAAGGAACAUGUGUUAAUAAACUGUCCCCACUGACUGCUGUGCUUCAUGGGAUCAGGACACAAAAUAACCAAUUUUAGCUCUUUGCGUUAUGCUUUGCAGGAAGAUAAGUUUUACUAUGGUGACGUACUGAAGCAGACAGAUGUGAAAAUCAAGAGUCUUCUCACCCCUGACUGUGGAGCUAGUGUCUUGGAAGAAAAGGUCUUUAAACACUCAACAAUCAUUUACUUAGCCAGAGUCAAACUCUCUGAUUAUUAUUCUUUGAACGAUAAAAUUAAAUGUAUAGCACUCUAAAUAAGCAACAGCCAUAUUUAUUUACACCCAUGACUUGGUUGAUCAAAUUUUUUUCUUAGAUGGAUUUUUCAGUCAUGAACCCCUAUUUAUGCGGGCUAAUAUACACACUGUGUGGUCAUGCACAUUGUGUCCACUCAGAUUGCGUGUGUGUACACACUGCGUAGUUUUUGCAUUGUGCUUUAGUAAUGCUGGGUACACGUGUUUAACAUUUCUCUUACUCUAAGAAGGUACAUUUUUCAUAUAUAUUUUUCUAUAUUUAGCCACAUCUUGUUCAGAUUCCAAUGUGGUUUGUGUCUGCUAGAGACCUAACUGCAGUCAGAAAUUGAUAAAAUUCUUUAUUGUGGUUAGGUGAGCCCAAAUGAUCCAAUUGAAGCCAGAAAUGAGCUUCUCCGGAAUUUCUAAUUUUCUUGUACAAAGAAUAUACAAUAUUAUGAGUCUUCAACUUCGAUCAUAAUUUUUGGGUAUGAGCGGAAAAUGAGAAAAAUGUGUUUGCAUAACUGCGUGAUACUUGCUGACGGUUCUUCGUGAGCCUCAUGCUUGGAAGAAAAUGCCAUUAUACAGAGAAUCACAGCUUAACCAGUGGUUGAAAUAAAUGGAUUUAUUAACGGUCCAUUUCUCUCUAUAUGCAGCCUGAGAAGAUGGCAGAGGGACUGCUGCUGUUUAUCCAAGGACUUGGACUGGGUAAGAUUUUAGUUUUAACCUGCAGUGAAGAAAUUAUGACGUAAAGAGUCUUUAAUGUCUUUAUCAAUUGUGCAAAGUACUUUCCCUUCUUUUGAUGAUUUGUUAUUGGACUGUGCUAAAGCUAAGAUUGCAAGCUGUGUGUUCUAAACCUUUCAAUUGAAUUGUUUUUGGCAGUCUGGCGUUCUUCUUACCCGAACUAGGCGUUUGCUAUUUUUCUUUUACUUGUACUUAGUAAAUUGCGAUUGUCGUAUCUCACAGGCAUUACGUAGACUAACAUUCCUCGUAAAGCAGCUAAUAAUGACUCAGCAGGCCAGGGAGCACAGAGUUCACCUAACUGAGCAAUGAGCAUUGAUGGGAGAGUUGGUCUGAGUCAGCCACGUUUGUGGAUUUUUCACCAGCACUCAGGGCACUUCAAAUAUAUGAGAAUCUUUCCUCCUUAACACUCUCACCUUACAGUGGUUACUGCAUCCUACAAAAAAUAGAACUGCUUAGCUAUAAACUCAGUUAGUAUUUGGUGUAUCUGUGUGUGUGCACUUCUACACAUUUUACCCAGAUAAUCUGCACCUCUCCUAAGGUCUGCCCUUUUUUGUUGUGACUGGUUUUUAAUAACUACUCGAUAACCGAGAGUGAGGUCUUUACGGGAAUAUCUCAAACUGGGGCCUUGCCGUAUUGACUACGCUAUUGCUCGAUCAUUACAGCGAGGCUGAGGUUCGAGAUUUUCCUGUAACAACCGAAGAGUCGCAGUUGUUAAGUUAUUUAUUUUAUGACCUACGAACUGAAGAAACAAAAAAUGUAUUCAACGGAAGUCGUCAAUUUUCAUCCGGUGAUGCGCGCGUUUACCUAUUCAUUCGUCGACUCAAACCCACGAUUAAACUACGCAAUCAUGGAACUGCAACUCUGUAUCACGUAUAAAGAAACAUUUAUUUGCGGGAAAAAUGAUUCUCAGAGCCUUAAAAAAAGUAUUUCAGUAUAGUGGCGUCACGUCUUAAUGAGGGAAACUUUGUCCGAUUUCAAGGCAAACACCAACUGGAGUGCGUACAGAAGAGACAGAAAAGUGCCUGAUAAUAGUUCAAACACGUCCAGCCCUCGGUGAAAGAAAAUGUAAAUGCUUCAGAAUGCACUUUUCAGAAUACACUGUUCAGAAUCCUCGCCAUCGCUUUUCACAACAUAUCACCGCCUUCUAGGAGACUUAUGGAUGAACUGAGCCUUACAAGCCUUUUGAAGAUCUAAAACUUCAUGAGGUAUCAGAAGACUGCUGCCAACAGAAACCACUCCAUUUUUAACAUCUGAUGUUCCUGGAAGUUGAAUUAAGCUCAUCUAUUAGCGAGUGAAUGUAUUUUUGAGAUCUACUAGGCUAAAUGUGACAACAUUUAAACUUUCGGUAACUGUUUAGACUUCUUAAUAAGCUUUUUGGCGUUCUUCUAAGGAUGCAUAACAGAUCUAACGAUGGUGCUUUCCACACCGCGAUUUAAGCCGUAACUAUAAACUUUACACGACACGGCAAAAACGGCCCCUUUAAAAAAUUUAUGUAUGAAUAAUUUGUGGAAAGGUUAUCAUGUCAAUCAUAACUUUUCAAUGAUAAAUUUGCAUGGUUUCUUAAAUUAGAUGGGAGGUCGAAUGUUUACCUCGUCCCUUCCAGUAUAAUGUCGUAGCUAAUUUAAAACGGUACCUUCGCUGUUCUUCUAAAACUCGUGGGCAUUAUCACUGUCUAAUGCCCUGCACUUAUCUCGCUUGAUAUUAAAAUACAAGUUAUGGUCAAGGCAAGGUGACGCGAUUGUAGCAUGUGCAAAACUUACAAGCAUGUUUCUUUUUCUUUUUUUUUUCUCCUCUACAGUCCCAACACUGCGAACACGUUCAAUGUCUCGAACCAGCUCAACAUCAUCUACAGGAUCUAGAACCCAGUCCAUGAGUGAGGAUUAGGUCCAAUUUGAUGACUAUUUUGGUCCCAUUCCAGUAGAUACAUUUGUGAGUUAUGGAAUGUGAACUUGGAUUUAAGAACGUCUACAACAAUGAUUAUUUUAACCAUGGAUGUAUGAUGCGGAUAAAAAGUAAUGCUAGUGACGUAGAUUGGCAUUCGAUAAGAUGAUUUGUAAAGAUUAGCUCUGAAUGCAGAACCAAACUUGAUAAAAUGAAAGGAAAUACUCUCUCGUGUUUUUCUGCUCUUUCAGAAGCUUCAUAGCUAGUCAGUCUUAAACUAGUAGAAAAAUGUAAGAAUGUGAAGUAGAAUCAUGUUUGUCAUUAUCAUGGAUACUUUCUGUUUUAUGUAGUCAUUUCACUGCAGCCUCAACAAUAAAAUUUUUGACUAGUUCCUCUUC
Molecule: messenger RNA, 23202 nt
Organism: Pocillopora meandrina
Lineage: Eukaryota; Metazoa; Cnidaria; Anthozoa; Scleractinia; Pocilloporidae
Source: the annotation of a GenBank genome assembly